Molecule: messenger RNA, 2164 nt
Organism: Perca fluviatilis (European perch)
Lineage: Eukaryota; Metazoa; Chordata; Actinopteri; Perciformes; Percidae
Product: vascular cell adhesion protein 1-like
Exons: 8
Coding region: 181-1419 (412 amino acids)
Source: RefSeq, a predicted model, not a curated record
ACUUGUAUUUCUGCAGUGUUUCAGUCCCUUCAUAUCUAGCUUCAAACAGCAAGUCUGUUUGCUUUUCUAUCACAACAGCUCAGCAGGGAAGUCUGGUACUGGCUCUGUUGCAGUUCAUGUUCUGCUGAAACUCACACAUUGGGACUGAUUGUUUCUCUGUUUCAGCUGUGGGCUCGUUUGAUGAUGAGUGUCAUUACAGUCCAGUUUGUGAAAAUGGUGACAGCCAACAUGUUGCUGAGUGUCUUCUUUGUUUCAGGUGCUCUGGCUCCUUGUCCUUACAAUCCAGACCUAUUCAUUACUGCACCAAAGCAGAUGGAAGCACUGAGUGGAUCUUGUCUGCGAAUACCAUGUCAUUUUAGAGCUAAACCAGAUGAGAAAUUCAAAAACCCAAGAAAAACCUUUGGAGUGUGGAUUAAAAAUUCUAAAUAUUUUGCCCCAAAUCACAAAAAUGUUAUUUUUAACAGUAGCUGGGAGCACAUUUUUUAUCCAAUGAAGAUUACUGGAGACCUGAGUCAGAAAAACUGCACCACUUUAUUUUCCAGUUUAAUCACUAAUCACACAGACACAUACUUCUUCAGAAUUGAGAACAGGCCAUUUCUGGCAACAGCUUCUUGUGAUCCUCUUCAAAUAACAGUUAGAGGUUCUGCUCCGAGCCCCAGAAUUGAGAUCUCAGGUGAUCUGAAGGAGAAGGAGUCUGUCACUAUAAGCUGCUCAGCUUCCACUCCCUGUCCACACUCCCCUCCUAAACUCACCUGGAAUCUCCAACAAGACCCUCCCAACAACAUAGAGGAGAACACAGAUCGGACCUUCACAACUAAAAUCCAGAAGACCAUCACUCUGUCAGACACACAUGAUGGAUUCACCAUCAGCUGUUCUGCCACAUAUCCUGUGAAUGAAGGAAGAGAAGUCAAGACAGCAGAGGAGAGAAAGACUCUCAGUGUUUCAUAUGCUCCCAAGGACACCUCAGUGUCCAUCAGUCCAUCAGGUUUGGUGUCAGCAGGUAGCUGGGUGAACCUGACCUGCUCCAGCAGAGCCAAGCCUCCCGCCAGCUUCAGCUGGUUCAAGAACAGCAAAGAUGGAGCCAUCAGUGUAGCUGAAGGGAAGUUUUACAGCGUCAAUGUGACCGGUGUGACAGAAGAUUAUCACUGUGUGGUCACAAAUGUUCUCGGCAAUCAGAGGUCAUCUUGGAUUAGUUUAAAGAGUGCAGAGAGCUCUGAUAGCUCUCUAAUAUGGGCUUCAGCUCUUGGAGGGGUCAUCAUCAUCAUCAUCAUCAUCAUCUGCCUUGCUGUCUGCGUUUGCUCUCUAAUGUCUACCAGGCGGUGUAAGACAAAACAUCCAAAUCCACAACAGCCUCAGAGUCAAGGAGCUGAAGUUCUGGAAGUGCCAGGCAGCUGGGAUGUGGUCAGAAACCAGUUUUAAAUUUGUCCGAACUGCCAUUUAGUCUGUCAUUAUUUAAUGUGGAAGGAUCCAGCAGCUCACAACAUUUCUUCUCACAAUUGAUACAUUAUUCACCGAGUCAAAGGGGUGAAGAGACGAGUCUUCAUGCCAGCCAGCAAAACAGAAGAAGACAUCCAUUAUGGAGAGAUGGACUCCUCCAAGCAGAGACCUGAACCGUCCUCGUCCUCAGAGCAGGACAGAGGACAGCAGCAGGACACGCUGUAUGCACAGGUCAAAGUGUCCCAGACAGCAAACAGCCGAACACAGACUGCUGACGGCACAGAGGAUCUCUACGCUCAAGUGAAGAAAAAAUGAGUGCCAGUUUGUGAUCCAUUUGGGUUGGAUUCAUAAUACACCUCAUUUUUUUUUUUUUUUUUUUUAUUUUUUUUUUUACUUGUACAAGAUUAUUUUUGUUUACAUCAGAUAAUGUAGAAAAAGAUACUGGCGCUUGGACAAGAAAAUGAGAUUGGUGCAGAUACGAGUCCCAGAGCUCGAGAUGAGGAACUUUCUAAAUGAAGACAUGAGAAUGAAUUUGACACAAGAAGCAGUUCUGUGAACAUAUUAUUAAAAGUAAAGAUUCUAUUUAAAUGUGCUAUUUUACCUUUUUUUUUUUUUUUUUUUAACAAGGAGUGUUUAAUAUCAUGUACUUAUCUAUUGUGUUUCUUAUAUAUUGUUUCUCACAUUUUGUAUCCCACAUUUCUAUUUGUAUUAAAAGAAUAUGAGACAG